AUGGCGACGCGUAAAACCCGCGUGAAGCCCACGCCGUACCCCUUCCUCUGGUUCCGCCUUCCGCGAAGCGCACAACUAGUCUCGUCGCUCGUGGUAGCGGGCAUUAUGUCGCAUUUCUUGCGCGAGCUAUCGCGGGAUGGGUACACAUUGCCCUGGACGUUUAUCUUGCUGAUGGUGGUAUCAAUCUUGACUAUUGUCGCUCUUGCAUCAACUAUUGUGCUGCAUUUAUAUCACGGCCUUAAUCCUGGUUUAAAUAUCGCAGUCAACGGUUCACUCGGGGUGCUGUGGAUUGUGUCGUUUGGGUUGCUGGCGAGGUGGACUUCCGGGACGGUAGCGGGUGUCUGUGACACUUCACAUUGGGACUCUGAUACAGGAGUGAGCAUAUGUAGGCAGUACAAAGCGCUGUUUAGCUUUGCGCUGCUGGGCUUGCUCGCAACGCUGCUGGCGCUGGCUGUAGAUGUCAAGGUGCUGAAGGGAGCGAGGACGAGAGGCGCCUUCCAGCCGGUAGAUGGAAUGGCGGGUGAGGGGAAAGGAGCUCCGGAUAACUCGCAGGACCCGGAAGCCAAUCCUAAUCCGAUUGCUGCGCGGACAAGGCAGGUUAGAGGUGGCGAGGGGUAUGCAUUACCAGAAGAGCAGUUUGAGUAUGAUGAUUUGGCGUAUCAUGGAGCAGCAGGGGAGAUUCGGCGGAGGAGCUUGGAACGUAGAACAUGA
Bipolaris sorokiniana ND90Pr is the source of this 711-nucleotide messenger RNA. RefSeq lists its product as uncharacterized. The transcript is spliced from 2 exons. The record is from RefSeq and is a predicted model, not a curated record. Bases 1 to 711 code for a protein of 236 amino acids. Lineage: Eukaryota; Fungi; Ascomycota; Dothideomycetes; Pleosporales; Pleosporaceae.